This is a messenger RNA of Caenorhabditis elegans, 538 nucleotides long. It is a transcript of the gene nlp-56, whose product is annotated as Neuropeptide-Like Protein. Lineage: Eukaryota; Metazoa; Nematoda; Chromadorea; Rhabditida; Rhabditidae. The record is from RefSeq and is marked reviewed. The transcript is spliced from 4 exons. Bases 3 to 350 code for a protein of 115 amino acids.
AGAUGCCAUCACCUUCAUCUCUACUGGGCUCCCUGCUCCUAGUGUGCGCCGUUUUGACCAUCACUUCCCGAGCCUCCUCAAUAAUGACAGAUGACGUCGAGCCGCCACAGCUUCUGACACGUCAGCUAAGGAGUUUCCCUUACUCGGUAUCGUUCUAUCGAAUGUUAGGACACGAUCGUCAGUUGAGACCCUACUAUGGGGUUAAUGAUGAGGUAGCUGCUCUGAUUGACUCUAUGAACAGCGAUAACGUGGCAAAUGAAGACGUGUUCCCAACGAGACCAAGAAGGAGUGACGGCUUGAGAGGUUCGUUUUACUGGGCAAGGAUACGCCUGCCGCUUCAAAUUCUGUAGAAUAUACGACGCUUGAUGGUGACGACUUACUAUUCUCAAUCAUCAGUUCCCUCCUUGUUUCUGCAGUGUUUUCCAACUCUCUUUUUUUUAAACAAAUGUCAGUUCGCCCCCGUCUUCCCCCGUAAAAUUUAUAAUUCUAAGCAUUAUCGAAAUAAAUAUCCAAGAAUUGUUUAUGGAUUCGGAUUCAU